Gossypium raimondii (Peruvian cotton) is the source of this 927-nucleotide messenger RNA. RefSeq lists its product as uncharacterized. The transcript is spliced from 2 exons. NCBI's taxonomy places the organism in Eukaryota, Viridiplantae, Streptophyta, Magnoliopsida, Malvales, Malvaceae. The coding region runs from base 1 to 927 and encodes 308 amino acids. The record is from RefSeq and is a predicted model, not a curated record.
AUGGUCAGAAAAAACGCAACUCGAGAAAGGAGACAGCUUGACGGAAGGGUACAUGUCAGAGUUAUCGGACUUCACUUAUAUCAAUUGGACGAGCAUUUGUUUCAAGCUCUGGCCCAAUUUUGGAAUCCCGCUUAUAGAUGCUUUACUUUUGGGGAGAUAAACUUGGUGCCUACCAUAGAGGAAUAUACAGCCUUACUGCGUUGUCCAAGGUUUCAGGCAGAUAAAGUCUAUUCUAAAGCCGUCAAUGUCCCUACUUUUGUGAAGAAGCUAGUGAACAUCUUGGGAAUGAGUGAGCAAUGGGUCUCAGCGCGGGUCAAACAAAAAGGGGAAAACAAGUGUAUUCCUUGGGGAAGUUUGCGUGAUUUGAUUUUAGCUCACCCUGAUACGAAGAAAAAAGUCGAUGUUUUUACUUUGAGCAUUUAUGGGUUGAUGAUUUUCCCUAAAGUGUUGGGGUAUAUAGACGAGGCAGUUACUAAUUUGUUUGAUCGACUGGACAAGAGGGUCACACCCGUUCCAGCAAUUUUGGCCGAGACAUUUAGAUCUUUGAGUGUGUGCCGAAGCGCGAGGGAGGGAAGAUUCAUUAGAUGUGCACAGCUCUUGUUAGUAUGGUUCCACAGUCACUUCUGGAAAGUGGAUAAAGUUUCUUACCGAGUAUUCUCCAAGAAUUAUUCUCCAUUGAAAGAAUUAGCGGCCAUACCAAGACGCGACAACAUUACCGUGGAAAGAUGGAUAGCGAUGCUUCAAAAUCUCAAAGAUGAAGAUGUUGAAUGGAAAGAUCAUUGGAUAGUGCCCGAUGAGAUCUUGUAUCGAUCUGGGAAUUUCGACUGGGUCCCUUUACUUGGGAUUUGGGGAGCUGUUGGCUAUGCGCCAUUAAUGGUAUUGAAACAAUAUGGGUCAAGAGCAGGUUCGUCGCCACCCAAGGACUAG